This is a messenger RNA of Osmia bicornis bicornis, 2751 nucleotides long. RefSeq names its product rho GTPase-activating protein gacV-like. The record is from RefSeq and is a predicted model, not a curated record. The transcript is spliced from 10 exons. The coding region runs from base 1718 to 2536 and encodes 272 amino acids. Lineage: Eukaryota; Metazoa; Arthropoda; Insecta; Hymenoptera; Megachilidae.
AGACACGUCGUUGUGUGAGCGAGUGCGUCGAUUUGUGGCGCAGUGCAGCAUUCCUCUUCGAAGCUUCGUUCGUCUUGCACGUGUCUGCAACAGACCUGUUCGUGUACUUCGUUAGGUAUCGGCCGAUAGCAGAAUAUACCGAACAUUGCCGAGCGUUGCCGAUGUGCCGACCGGUCUACGAUGGGAAGGAAGGUCUCGCCAUUGCUCUCUCGAGCGUCGAAGCGACAAGACGCGUUGAGGUCGUGCUCCGGUAUAAGCAGUACAAAAAUGAAUUUUUUGAUUUUGCCGAGUUCCUGGAUAUCCUGAUGGCUUUCUUCACGACUUCCGUUUUGGGCGUUGCUCCAUGAGGAAAGAGUAUGAAUUUUUUGAUUUUGCCGAGUUCCUGGAUGUCCGGAUGAUGGCUUUCUUCACGAUGUCCGUCUUCUACUACAAGGCAGCCUCCUCUCUGGUGUUGUCCAUCCUCCUACUUGACUGUCGGAAGAAGAAUAUAUCUGCGAACGGAAGUAUGCCUUUGAGAUUCUGAAGUGUACCACAUUGUAAAUACGGAAUUUUACGGAAUUUUACGGAAUUUUACGGAAAGAAUAUUAAUAAUAAUGAAUGCAUGGUAUUUGCGAAAGGUAACGUAGUAUAGCAUGCCGUUAGUUGGAUGCAAUAAUUCAGGUGGCGCUUAAAUCAGCAAACAUGGCCUGUUUUACCGAUGCGGAAUUCGGAUAUAUUUGGUAGUCGAUAAAUUGUCGGGUAGGUUCCAUUGCUUUCCGAUGGGUGAUGCCAAAAGUUAUAUUGUACAAUUGUAGCGUAUAGCUACCGCGUAAUCAAUUUCUAACUGUUUUACCUGCGGAGAAAAAUAAGGAGAGCGAAAUAAAAUAAUUUAUUUAAUCGCACACAUCAAUAUAUGUAUAAAAUAUGCUAAUUGCUAAAUACUUAAACUAUUAUUAACGCUGAAUAAAAACGGGUGGUACAGAGAAGAAGAAGUUUUUGCUUUGCGGAAAGAACUCCAGCUACGACGGAAAUAGGUGUCGCUAAAAAUUAUGCGGUAAAGAAAUUUAUUGAAAAUGUACUUUCCGGCAGGGUAGUUUUCCAGAAGAAGGGGUCGCCACACAAUCGGUAAACUGUAUACAUAUCUUAUAAUAGAUUACAAUUUAUAGGAAAAUACUAUAAUAGAUAGGAAAGAGUACUCGUUACUUGUACACGAUAGCAUACCAAAUAACAAAUUUCAAUUCAUCUAUGAUAAAUAAUAAAUCUUUAAAAUGAAAUUAUUUAAAUGUUGAACUGAACUGCUUUUAUAUCAUUAAGAGUUAUGAAAUAGUUGGAAAAAGCUGGUUGUCUUUAGCUUUUAGCGAUCAUCAGAAUUCAAUCUCUUGACGCCAAUGGAGUUUCGUUGAAUCGUCUAUAAUCCGUGGCUUGGUGUCACGUUACAGAAUUGUAAACAGAAAUUCAGUCAACAAAGACAGAUUCUAUAUCUAAUUUGUCUUCUGUGAUUCUUCUGUUCCUGAUGUAUAAGGUAUAAGAUAUAAUUGGAAAUCAUAUGGUUAAUAAUAACAUUUUUAUCGGUUGUUUUGCAAAGUAAUUCUUGGGUCUUAAAAAUUCGGUAAUUUAAAACGCAAGUGAAUUCUUUUGUUUCUCGUAAGUUGAAGACAAAGCGUUUAUAUAUUAAUUCUGUGUCUUAUCGUUAAUGCAUUUCAUGCAUGAAAGCUGCGAAAAGAAUCGUUAAAUUAUCAUGGUUAACAAAGGAGAUACGUUAUUGAAGAAAGAAAGGUACCUCGAUGCGUUGUUGAAGGAAGGGAAAAGAUGUUUAGCGAUGAUACAGGAAAUGUAUGACUGUUGUAAAACAGAAUCGAAUCUGUAUAAGAAACUGUUGUUUGCGAUGGAUCGCUAUUCACGAUAUAAAACACAAGUAAGAGAAGAUAUGGAAGAAUUGAAGGAAAUGUUUGAAGAAAUAGAUGACAUGGUAGACGAAGAUGAAGAAUCAGAUGAGGAGAUAGAUGACGAAGAUGACUUUGUACCGAUAGAGCUGGAAGACUUUGAAGAACAAAACGUAGAAGAAGAAGAAGAAGAAGAAGAAGAAGAAGAAGAAGAAGAAGAAGAAGAAGAAGAAGAAGAAGAAGAAGAAGAAGAAGAAGAAGAAGAAGAAGAAGAAGAUUUCCUGCUCGAGGAACAAAUUCGAUACUUUCAUAAUAUAAUACAUCGAAAGAACGCCUUAGCAAAUCUGGAAAUGAUACUUUUACGGUUGCUCGACAUAGACGCAAAGCUAAUGAGUCUUCAAUUGUCGAUAUAUUCAAAGUUGAAAAUUUGUUUGAAAGAAUAUUGCGGAAAAGUGAGAGUAGUUUUGAAACGUAGUGUAAAUUUCAUGAAAUCCGUGAACGAUUUUAAGGGGAGACAGUUAGCCCAGAGGACUCUGAAUAAAUACAGGAAGCUGCAACAACUUUUAACUGACCUUAUAGAGAGUCGGUGCAGUGGAGAGAUCGAAGGAAGAGCGAGAGGUCUCGAGUGGAGAGGAGCGGCGAGAGCAGAAGAAAGAGACGGACAGAAGGGAUAGGCGUAGGAGCGAUAAAGAGAGGAAAGUAGGGGUUCGGGCGGUCCGCAGGCUUGGCUGUACUGGUGCGUCAGUCAGGCUCGAGACACCCGCGUGAACGGAGCGGUGGUUGCCUCCCUUAUUCGUUCGGGUAUCCGUAACACCCUUCGUGCAUUCGAUUUUGUGCAGCGUUUCAACCAUCUCCCAGAAGAGGAGCUACGCAGAGAAGCGAGAGAGAG